Messenger RNA from Patella vulgata (common limpet), 7923 nucleotides. RefSeq names its product pecanex-like protein 4. The transcript has 10 exons. NCBI's taxonomy places the organism in Eukaryota, Metazoa, Mollusca, Gastropoda, Patellidae. Gene Ontology annotation, cellular component: membrane. Bases 166 to 4032 code for a protein of 1288 amino acids. The record is from RefSeq and is a predicted model, not a curated record.
AUUAAUGGUACCAAAAUUGUAAUCAUUGUUUAGACACAAACAAUGAAAACCAAAAUAUUUUUUUAUUGGAUAUCAGUACCAUCUAUGGAGUAAAUCCACUAGUUAAGACUUAUGAUUAACUUCUGUUUUUUCUGGAUUUGAGAUUUACAACAAUAGAAUCAAAAUAUGGGGAGUGGAGUGCCACUCCUAAAUGAAUACAAGCAGGAAUUUUUAUGGAAAAGAUUUCCCCAAACGGUGUUGGGAGGUCCCAAGCUGCGUUUAGGCUAUGAUGCUCCUGCCUAUGUGUACUUGAAUCAAAUUUUCUUAUGGAUUAUGCCAUGGCUGAUAGGUGGUAUUUUUACAUUAACAAUAGAACUAUCCUAUAGUGAUGACAUGGUGAAGAAUAAUCUUGUCUUGUUCUGUAGUGUUUAUGGAGCUUGCAUGUCAAUAUUUGUUCUUUUGAUACAGAUCUUCAGCUCAAUUCAGCAUGCAAAACAGAAAACUGAUGUCAAAUUUAUGAAGAAACAUAAUCUAUUAUCAGAAGAAGAUGAAGUAGAAUUUGAUUCAUGCUGUGGUUCAGAAACAGUUCAUUUUGUAAUUCCACCCAAAAGUUUUAAGAUAAAUAUUUUGGUACAUGCUCUGAUAUCAGGGACAUUAUGUGGACUAUCAUUGUGGUAUUUGCUGCCAUGGAGUUUAAACAUACUCUUCUUUUAUAACUAUGGCGCGACUGCUGUUUUACACAUGUUGGGUUGGUUAACUGUUUGUGUAGCUCAGUACCCAUUGACAACUGGUUCACCACCAGAACCAGCUAUGUAUAGAACUAUGGAUGUAUGGGAGUUAUCUCCAAUAACAAGACCCUUUUAUGCACUUCUAUGUAUUGCAUUUCAUAUUGUACAUCUAUAUGGGAAUUACUCUGAGUUUUUGCUGACUAAUCAGAUAUUACAUGUUGUGUUUGUGUGUUUACCAGUAUUGUGGAUAUGUGGAGUUUUACCACCAGUAGACUGUUUAUUUCUAUGGUUAUUAGAACAAGUUCAUAUAUUUCUAUUAGGAGGAUCUCCCAUGGCUUCAGAUGCAAGACUACUAUGUAUGCUGGUAUUAUCUACUGGUGUGUAUUUGGCAGCCUAUUUUAUUCCUGUCACUGUAGGAAACGUAGUUGUGUGUGCAAGCAUGGGAUACAUUUUAAGUACUGAUCUAGGUGGACUUGGUAGUCAGCUGUGGAUAUUCUAUCAAACUCAUACCAAGAACAAAGUUUCUAUCAGCUCACAGAAUAAAGCCAUUAAUUCUACUCCAAGUAUUAAGGGUUUCUUAUGGUCAUGGAAUUUAUCUACAGUGUUCUAUCACUUUAUCAUGAUAGUAAUCGUAGGUGUGGAAGCUGGUCUUUUAACCUAUGAUACUACUAUUUUAAACAGUGAUUUAAAAGGUGUUCUGGGUUAUAUUAUCGUAGGACUUUGUAUAGUAGAGAAGAUAUUUCGUGAAUCUCAAUCAGUCUAUAUAUUUUUUGGUUUAGUUCGUAAUUUUAUAUUUCCACCAACAGUUCAAAGAGGUAGAAUUUUUGCUUAUAGAAAGAAACAGUUAAUUCCCCUUGGUUUGAUAAGACGGCUUGUUGUGAAUUGGGUUGGUCCAUUUGUGAUGGUGGCUUAUUUGUCAUUGACAGUAAUACAAACUGAUGUAAAAGGGUUACAGCUUUCUACUUCAAUAUGGUAUAUAUUUGGAGUAGUUCGAGCAUUUAGAGCGGUAUGGCAGAGUACAGUUAAUGCUUUAUUAGAGAUGUCUGCAGUUCAUCUUAUUGUGAUAAUGUUGCCAAAUGACAGUACUAUUAUGUCACUUCACCCACCAAUACUGUUACUAAUAAUAGGCAUGAGCAGAGAUCGCUGUUUUCAACUUCUCAAUAAACUUUAUUUCUUUUUCACACUCCUGCUUUCCUCUUGGCUUGAUAAAAAGCAACGCCGUAAAUCAACUGCUGUUGUUAUUUUUCUCUCUUUUCUUUUCUUUCCCGUUGUCAUGGUGAUCCUAUCUGCAGCAGCCAUAUUGUCUUCUCCUCUACUGCCUUUAUUUACUUUGCCUCUGUUUUUCAUUGCUUUUCCUCGGCCAUCCAGAUUUUGGCCUGAGUCAGUUGGUGCCUCAGCUAAUGCCUGCUCUGAUUCUGUCUAUUAUAAACAGUUUGCUCCUGUCUUCGCCAAAGCUCUAAGGAAAAUGUUUGCAGAUGGUAGUCUAGGAGAGGCUAAACCUGGGAAUCAUUAUAUGGUACGAUUUCAAGAUCGCCUGGCAUGGUUUACAGUAUUAGAAAGAGGUGCCACGUAUUGUACUGUAAACGUGAAAGGUCUAGAACUUCAAGAGACGUCAUGUCAUACAGCAGAGGCAGCGCGAAUGGACGAUAUCUUUGAACUGGCCUUCGAGAGAGAUAACAUAGGAUCAUGUGGUCUUAAUGCAUAUCCAUUGCAUUCUUUGACACCUGUUGAUGCUAUAGGUGUACAGACAUAUUCUGAUGCCAGGAAUGUACUUACAGGAAUCAUAGACUCCCCUGACAGUCUCGCAAUAACAAUGUCGUAUUUUGUUAAAAGUUUAACUUGGAUAAUACUCCAUCAUGUUAAUAAGCAAAAGAUUAAAGAGAACAAAGAAACUGAAAGACAAAAGGAAAAGGCGGUGGCCAGGAAAGAGAAAGAAUAUUUAGGUAUUGAAAAAAGAAGUUCUGCCAGGAAAUCAAAGGGAGAAAUAAAUCAUAAUAAUCAAAAAUCUGAUUUAAACAACCACAAGAGUCGACAUACUUCUAUCACUCAGAUGCAAGAAGUAAAAUCCACUAUUAAAAAUGAUUUGACAAUGGUUGACACAGAUUCUAGACCCGUCUCUGCAGUUUCUGCUAAAAAGAAGCGUAAACCAUCUCAAACCUCCUCUAUUCACAGCUUUACAGACAGUAUUUGGUCAGAUGAUUUUGAGGUAGAGAAAAUAGAAAAAAAGAAAAUAAAUGUUAUCAAUUCGUCCAGAAAUCUGAACACCCCAAACACAAGGAGCAAGAUGUCUGCUACUUCUGUAACAGAAACACCCCGUCAAAAAUCUAAGACAGUUUUUGAUGAUGAAAUUGAUGAUUUGUUAGACGAUAGGACUUUUGGAAUGCCUGUCGUGGAUGCACACAGAUCAAGCAAAAUGGCUGAACCCUUGUUUUCUAAGCCUGUCUCAAAUAAGAGAACUCAAUCUAACAACCAUAUCUAUAAGCCAGUUACAAACUUAGCUGGAUCACCUGAUUUUAAAUGUCAGUAUUCUGCUCAUAUCAGUUUACCUAUUAAAUGGAGGGAAUUACCUAUAGAAUACUCACAGUUAUCUCGUCAUAUCAGUCAAUUUCCUACAGAUUGGUAUAAACAUGUUCUAUCACAACUUGAUUGGUCUGUUAUAAGUUGUCCAGCAGAAAAAGUAGCACUAGAGGUGGCUGCCGAUGAUGCUUUAACUAAUUGUUAUUCUCAGUUAAUUAUGGCAUGUUUUUCUGGAUUUGAUUUUCAAAGUAAAUAUGGAGGAGCUAAUAGUCUGUAUAAAACAUAUAUUGGUGAUGUGCCGUGGAAUGCUAUGGUAGAUUGGCUAGCCGAGGAAAAGGAACUUUAUGGCUUAGUUAUCAAGGCAUUUAGAUAUGGGUUUAAGUUGAUGAUUGAUCAUAUGAUAAUGGGCGACAUUAGUAGUCAUGAGGAAUUAACUGAAUAUUUACAAGAUUAUGAUGAUAAUUGGUACAUUGGUUUAGAGACAGAAGAUGAUUGGAGAAAUGGCAUUGUUGAUAACAAACAUAAUUUAUUCUCACUUGGACAUAACUCCAUCCAGGGAACAUACAACAGUAGAGUGCUGUCACUUCAAGAAGUAAUGGUUCACAUUGGUCGUUUAAAUGAAGAAGUAGUAAAAGGACAGUGGGCUAAUCUCAGUAUGGAACUAUUAUAUCUUACCAAUGAUGAUGAAGAACGUUACAGUAUUCAAGCUCAUCCAACCAUAUUAAGAAAUCUGACAGUUCAAGCGGCUGAUCCACCAUUAGGUUAUCCGAUAUUCUCUUCACGCCCAAUCUCAGUUCCAACAUUGUAACCAUAUUAAAGGUGAAAACAACAAUAUAUUGGCCAGUUUAAGAAAAAAUUAGUAGUAUACCAUACUGAAUUCCACUAAUAUUGUAUCUAAAUUACAUAUAUAUGCUCAGAAUUGGUACAGUGGUAAAAAAAGAUUUUUACUGAACAACCGAUUUAAAUAUUCAUUAAAUUUAUCAUAGAAAAAGAGCAAGAAAACAAAAAUUCUGGCAAAAAACAAUUGAAAAUACAAUGAAUCAGCCUCUGUUGUAUCAUUAAUCCAUCUAGUUUUGCAUUUAUGCCUUUAACCAUGAUAAUCUCGUAAAUAUACAAACUUGUUGAUUAUUCAUAUAUCUAGUAAAUAGAUGAAUAGUUUUCCCCCUAAAUCACGUUGGUGACCUCUGUCAUUCAAUAUAUUAAACAUAUGCUAUACAUAUGAAAAUAUGCAAUCUAUAAGCCAUUAUUAGCAAUAGUAAUCACUAUUUAAUUCAAUACAUAGCAAUGAACACUCAGAACAUUCUUGCAAUACCCUGGAUGUGUCAGUGGAUGAGGGGUAAAGUUAUCAAUGUCGUACUUUUUAGAAAGACGAUAAACAGUUUAGGCUUUGUGUAUGGUCUGUAUUCAGCACCGACAUUAAAGCUUUUAAUUUUUUAUUGAACAAACAAAACAGAUAAUAAUAGAAUUAUUACUGACUCAAGAUGAUAUUGAAGCGGUGCAUGUGGAUAUUAUUGAGCGCAUUAUUCCCGAUUGUAUUGCCACUAUCACAAAAAUUAUUUUAAAAAUUUAAAAUGACAAUGUAGGAUUAUUUAUUCUUUAAAUAACUGUAUUUGAAUUCCCUGUUUGAAUUUUCUCUUCAUUAACAAUGCAAAGAUGUCUUACUGUAAAAUCAAUUUAUGUAAUUGCCUUAGUUUACAGUAUAGUUAUGAAAUUGCUAUUCAUCCGCAAAUUAUUUCACUUUUCUAUUUAUUUAUUUAUGCUCAAUUUAUUUUUUACCGUCCAUGUCAAUUGUAUGACAACAACUGCUGCUAUUUAUUCCCACCUGAAAACAAUCAAAGAACAAAUAUUUAUAAGCUAGAAAAUGUUAAAGGAGAAGUCCCACAUUUCACAGGGUCCUCUGGGAUGAAAAGGGUUAGGGGGAAGAGGAAGUAUGCAAAUCAAAGGCCAAAAGGUAAAGAAAUAGCCUUUUUACCUUUUCUUAGAGUUUGAUCUUAAAAUAUGGUUGGAAAUGAUCUCCAAAACAGUUUAUAGGAAUUAUGUAACCCUUUUUAGAGCACUAUCUUCCAAUUUUUAUUUUGAUACUAUUAGUAGGCUUUGCCAAGGGUGAAUGGUUAGCGUGCGCGCUGUAUCAUAAAGUCUAUCAUUGAGUCGACUGGCGUUUCGAAUCCCCGGUUGUAUGUGACAAGGAGUAGGGUUGCCUGUCCAACCUCGUGGGUUUUCUCCGGGUCCUCCGGUUUCCUCCCACUGCUAAAGACCCCUAUGCGCAAGCGAAUUAUUGAAAUAAAAAUGAAAAACCAUGUUAGUCCCAAAAUGACCUAGUUUGUGUCGAGUGGACGUUAAACCCCAUUUCUCUCUCUCUCUCUUUGCCAAGGGGUAUUUAAGACACAAUAAUAACUUUAAAAUUUAAAAAGUUUGUAACAACAGGAAGUUUGUGUUUAUUUAAAAACUUAUCAUAAAACUUGAGGUUAUAGCUUAGGACUGGGUUUUUAAGAACAUUUCACACAUAAUUCGCCAGUUUCAUUUAUAUAUCUGGGAUUUCUCCUUUAAACUUGAGCAUCAACAACACCUUCUAUGUAACAUAUAGAAGUCAACAAUGAACAAUGAUCACAUACAUCAUAUCAUCACAUCUCAUAUUAUUUAAAUGAAAGUGCUUUGUUACAUUUUUUUUUGUCAUCCAUCAGAAAGUUUCAGCCUGUGUACUUAUUUUGUAUUUAUUUAAGUGUGAACUGUAUAUUUAUAUUGUUAUAUUACACAGAAGUUUUGAAGUGAAUAUGAAUGUCUUAACACUUCUUUAUUUGCUAUUGGUAAAUAGGUGAUUUUAUUUAAAAUUUGGUAUUUCACGUACUAAAAAUAGACUGAAAAAUUACUGUAUGCAUAAAUUUUUGUGAUGUUAAAUCCAGUAAUAAAUUGAUUAUUAUGUCAUUUGUCUGCAUGUUUGUAAAUUGAUUGUAUACAUUUCUAUUAAGACCAUAGAUUAAUUAAAUAGUUAUUGAUUGAAUACUUAUAAAUUGUACAUAUUGUGUACUUUAAUUAAUGCUGUCAGAUAAAAUACAAUAUAUUAUCUACAGUUAGAGAAUAGAAAUGGUUUAUUUAUGAAAUGAAAGCUGUGAGGUUGUAUUAGUAAUUUUAUGAUCGUGCAUAAUUCUGAACAAGCAUUAUUUAUUCAAUUGAACAGCCUUUUUAUAAAAUGCAUAGGCUACAUGUUAGAUUUCCAAUAAAAUUAGGUAGUUUAUUUUAAUAAGUAAUUUCUAGCUGGAUAAGACAAUUUUAGACUGGAAAAGCCUCAAUUCGCAUUUUGGAAAAGAUCUCUUCAGUUAUUCUCUAGAAGUAUUCAGAAGUUUUUUUGUGUAAUUACUACUGUAAAAGAAUUCAUGUUGAACUACAAAUCAACAAAGUUUUAUAUUAUGCAUAUAACAUAUAAUUUGAUUAGGAUGACUGGAUUUAGGUUCAACAUGUUUCAAUAAAAAUUGUACAUUAUAUUGUGCAUGUAUCUGCAUAGGACAAACAGCCUUCUUUCAAAUUGUGCUUUUUAAAUUUUGAGGUCAAUUAAAGAUAAGGGCAUUCAGUAGUUAGUCUGUAAUGUAGACAUACCUUCAAGAAGAUUAUUCAUUUGAUAUGUUCUAUUGUGCACUUCAUUAUAAACUGUUUGUUUGAAUUUAAUAAUCGAAUGGAGGAUUCCAUUUAAUGAUCUGAAAUAAUAUACUGAAUAUUGUCAUUAAAGUACAAUGUAAUUGCAAAUAUUUUUGAAAUAUUGGUUUGGUUUGGCUUAAUUUUAAAAUGUGCCAAAUUGUUAGAUUUAUAAGAAGCUGAUUUCCAAUUAUUCUUGUCCUUGAACAUUGUAUUUGAAUGUUAAUAUUCACUAUAAUAACUUGACUGUGAUAUAAAUGUUUGUGUGUCUUCUAUUUAUUGUAUUAUAAUAUUGUAAAGACCGAUUCCAACUGGCAUUAAUUGAAAGGAAUAUCACAACAUUAGGUGACGCCUGUUAGAUCCCUCAAACUAUAGCAUUUCUGCUUGUUUCGUCAUAUUUGAAUGCUCAUUCUUGAUUGCAAUUGUUAAUUCAACUGAAUGAUUUAUAUGGGAACACUGAAAAUGUUGAUUGAAAGUUCUUUCGAUUGAAAAUUAAUUUGAUACGAUUGAUACCAGUAGGAAUCGUGCUUAAAUUUUUGUUCCUUUAAAACAUAAGCUUACUUGUACAUAUAUUUGUAAUGUAAAACAAUAUUUAAGUCUAUGUUGCUAAUGGAUUAAGAUGGAGAAAAGUUUAACUAUUCCAUUGAUCAAUAAUUAAAGAGAUUUUGUUUAGUUUGUAAACUAAUUAGUCCAUUCAAUCAAUGGUUCAACGAAGAAAUGGAUGCAAAUAUUUGAGCCCUGAGUAUAUCACACCCGAAGAAAAAAAGUAGCCAUUCUUUGACAGUGGUUGGGUUUUUGGAAUUCUAUGUAUCCACUGUUAAUUUAUGCGGAAGUUGCAUUGACCAGUGGGUCAAUAAUAUUUCAUAUAAGUUAAGUAAGAACUGAGACAGUGUUGAAGAAUGACAAAUUUAUAUAUUUGUUUUCCAGUUUGCUCCUUUUAAAGAAAAGGGAUAAUAUCCAUUUAUUCGUUGAUAUACAUGUACAUGUAUACAAACGCAAAUAAAUAGAGAAAAUGUACCUUAGUCCCCCAAAAAAAUAAUAAUAAUUAUGGUAAUAAAAUGUGUUGAAUUCA